Daldinia decipiens is the source of this 754-nucleotide messenger RNA. RefSeq lists its product as uncharacterized. The transcript is spliced from 3 exons. The coding region runs from base 175 to 675 and encodes 166 amino acids. Lineage: Eukaryota; Fungi; Ascomycota; Sordariomycetes; Xylariales; Hypoxylaceae. The record is from RefSeq and is a predicted model, not a curated record.
GAGGCAAUCCAGCAAGAAGCACCACCAUCAUCGUCGUGGGUUGAUUGGAUUCUCAGAGUUGUUAAAAACUAGUGUGGCGCAAUAUGGUCCUGGAAUACGGUCGGUAUCGGAUACGCGGUCAUAUCGAUAAUUGCCGUCCUCUUGGGUAUCUCUGAGCCCUGGGAGUGGCCACCAAUGUUGAAUUCGGUAGCGAUGGCCACGAGUGUGAGGAAGACGUGGAGUGUUGCGUAUCAUCAACUCUUGCGUAGGACCGUACAACAACCCGGUCUCAGACUUGCACGACUCCUUGGUUUUAAGAAAGGCUCUAUUCCUUCUCGCUACAUUCAACUUUAUUUAGCAUUCUACAUCAGCUUUUCUAUCCACUGGUGGCAGCAGUAUGUGAUCACACGUGGGGAUAAGGGGGAAUUUGCCUUCUUCAUGAUACAACCCGUAGUAAUUACUCUUGAGGAUUUUUUUCAAUGGGUUUGGAGAAAUGCCAUAAAUACUAAGCGAAAGCAGGAUCUUAUCUGGUUUGAGCAUGCUAUCGCCUAUGUGUGGACGUUUACUGCUUUCACUUUCACCCUAACGCCUUUCUUAAAUGGGAUGGUAGCAACAGGAAUCAUUGGGGGCAGCCCGGAGGAGGUUAUAGCGGUGUCACUUGGGCAUAGACACGGUGCCAAAUACUUACAUCAUUGACGUUAGGUUGACCAUAUGUCACACCGGGUAUUAUUAAGCAAAACGUUGAAACCAGUAAAUAUAUACUACUCGUUAUGAG